CUUCUGAGCGGGACUCACCCUCUUUUGGAGAACUUACUUUCAGUUUCACCCAGUGGGGUGGUUUGUUUGCAUGAAGGCAAGUCAUGAUGAGGAAAUAUUCAGCUGAAUAACAUCACUGACAUCCAAAGUUCAGCCUUGGGGAAUAGAAACUGAAAAUCAACAUAAGAUUAAUAAAAGGACAUCCAUCACCCAAGAGGCGACGGGCAAAUCCAGAAAUAUCCAUGGCUGCUGUCAUUGAUGGAGAUCCUGCACCCAGACAGAACAACCAAAGCAGGUGGAAGAUACAGCCAGAGGUUUUCAAAAGAAAUUAUUUGCCUAACCAACGUCCAAAGGUGGUGUACCUGCUGUAUGAAAUCAGGUGGAGCAGAGGUACCGUCUGGAGGAACUGGUGCUCAAACAGUUCCACCCAUCAUGCUGAAGUCAACUUCUUAGAAAACUGUUUCAAGGCCAAUCCAUCAGUUUCUUGCUCCAUUACCUGGGUCCUAUCUACUACACCCUGUGGGAAAUGUUCCAGAAGAAUUCUGGAUUUCCUGAGUGGAUAUCCCAAUGUGACCUUGGAAAUAUAUGCAGCCAAGCUGUUCAAGCAUCUGGAUAACCGUAACCGGCAAGGUCUCUGGAACCUGGCAAAAAAUAAAGUCAUUAUACAUAUCAUGAAUCUUGCAGAUUACAAUUACUACUGGAAAAGAUUUGUUGCAUACCAAGAUGGCGAAGAUGAUUAUUGGCCCUGGAGUUUCGCUCCAUACAUCUUUCUGAAUUGGAUAGAGCUCCGUCAUAUCCUUUUGGGACUUCCUCCGAUGUUGUCAAACUAAAUACUAACAAACACCAGCAGCAUGCCUCCGACAGUAUUUUCUGCUGCAGCCUUCAACUAUGAGCCUCAAACUGCCACCAGAGAAAGCUCUCAUCACUGGCUGGGCUUUGCCACUAUUUGCCACAGCAGAAGGCGCACAUGAGAAACCAUCAGAAAGUUUGCAUGAGGCUGCAGGACAUGAUAUUCUGUUACAGAGAGUAACACUUUUCAUGUUCUGAUCUGAAGCAAAGAAGUAAUCAAUCAGAACAAUGCAUUCUGAUUUUGAGAAUUUCUUAUUACUGUCGCUUCUAUGGCUAUGUGUGUAAUGUUUCAGAAAAUAUAUCAUACUAUUACAGUAUUUAGGUAAUAUUAUUGUUACAUUACUGCUUUUAUUAAUGUAUAAUACAUUAAUAUUAUUAAGGAU
This is a messenger RNA of Neopsephotus bourkii (Bourke's parrot), 1211 nucleotides long. It is a transcript of the gene APOBEC1, whose product is annotated as apolipoprotein B mRNA editing enzyme catalytic subunit 1. Gene Ontology annotation, molecular function: zinc ion binding; RNA binding; cytidine deaminase activity. Lineage: Eukaryota; Metazoa; Chordata; Aves; Psittaciformes; Psittacidae. Gene Ontology annotation, biological process: cytidine to uridine editing. Gene Ontology annotation, cellular component: nucleus; cytoplasm. The transcript has 5 exons. The record is from RefSeq and is a predicted model, not a curated record. Bases 222 to 809 code for a protein of 195 amino acids.